AUGUCUGUCCCUCACCAAGAAAAUGUCGACGAUGCGCCCGAGAUGCUCGACGCCGACGACGCACUCGAGGAGGUCGAGGACGCCGAGGGCGAUAUCGCGAUGGACUCCGACGACGAGCAGGAGGAGAUCAACCUGCAGAACGACAGCGUAGCCUACUUCGACGCACACAAGGACUCCGUCUUCACUAUUGCACAACACCCGACACUACCCUCACUGAUCGCAACGGGCGGCAGCGAGGGCGAGGGCGACGAUGCGCCGGGAAAGGGAUACAUCUUCGACACGAGUCCAGUGGUCAGCCGACCAGUCCUCCCCGCGAGUUACAACGCCGACCCGUCUGCGGCGCAGCAGAGGAGCUUCGAGCUGAACUCGCUAUUCACGAUCGAGGGACACAGCGACUCGAUCAGCGCACUCGCUUUCACACUGCCGAGGGGAGAGUGCCUGGUCUCAGCCGGAAUGGACGGGCGACUACGCGCAUACCAACUAGCCAUCGACGCGCGGAAUAAGGCUUCCUUCAACUUCGUCGGCGAGACACGAGAGGUGGAGGAGAUCCACUGGCUGGCACCGUGUCCGUCGGAGAAAUACCCCAAUACGAUUGCGCUGGGAGCCAAGGACGGAUCGGUCUGGGUGUACACGAUCGACGCCUCGGAUUCGUCGAACCCGCUGCAGAUUGUACAGACCUACUUCCUCCACACGGGCGAGUGCACGGCCGGCAGCUGGUCGCCGGACGGCACGUUCCUCGCCACGGUGUCCGACGACGGCUCGCUGCUCGUCUGGGACGUAUGGGGGGAAGCUGCCGCAAGGGGCUUGACGCACGAGAACGGCCAGACGGUCGUCAACCUGGGUAUGGCAGACCAGCGGUUCGCAGUGGAAGGCGGUCUAUACUCGGUCGCCAUCGACCCCAAGACCUCUUUCGUAGCAGUAGGCGGCGCAGGCGGCGCGAUCAAGAUCGUAGGCCUCCCCAGACUAGGCGUCGACAGCCAGCCCAUGAGCAGCAAGCAGAGCAAAACGAAGGCAAAGGGCGCGGACGCAGGCGGCAGCCAGGGCGGUUCCAUCCUGGCCGAUCUACAAACACAAGGCGACGGCAUCGAGACGCUCAGCUUCUCGCCGACGAACCCGCUGCUGGCGGCCGGCAGCGUCGACGGCAGCGUCGCGGUCUACGACACGAGCCGGCGGUUCGCGGUGAGGCGGCACAUCCGCGAGGCGCACGAGGACUACAGCGUGGUCAAGGUCGACUGGGUGCGCGGGCUCGGCGACGGCUGGCUGCUGACGAGCUGCGGUAUGGACGGCGUGGUGCGGAGGUGGGACAUGCGCGGCGCGGCGGGCACCAAGGAGAGUAGCAUGACGAAGGAGUGGAAGGGUCACCGGGGCGAUGGCGAGGGGGGCGGUGUGUUGGGGUUUGUGCAGGGGAGUACCGGCGAGCGGAUUGUGACCGCGGGUGAUGAUGGCCUUGUCUUGGUAUUUGAGGCUUAG
Messenger RNA from Anthostomella pinea, 1470 nucleotides. NCBI's taxonomy places the organism in Eukaryota, Fungi, Ascomycota, Sordariomycetes, Xylariales, Xylariaceae. The record is from the annotation of a GenBank genome assembly.